GAGAGACCGACUCUGAGAGCUCACCAGAGGUUUCUCCUUUUACAUUUUUGACUUUUUUUUUGACAAAAGCAGUUUGUGUGAACUUGAAGUAUUCAGGUGGAGGUCAAAGGUCGAGUGUGUCAUGACCCCACGGGAGCAGCUGAGGAAGAUGACAGCUCUGGGAGAGCAGGGGGCUUUGGAUGAGAAGCACUGGUACCGUCUGGUCAAUGGCAUGUCGGCCGGAGAGCUCAGGCAGAGGCAAGAGCUGAUAAUGAGGAACCAGAUGGCCAUGGCUCCGCAGAUCCUCACCCAGGGGCAGCAGAGGUUACAGGGGGUCCCGUCACAGUUCGAACCUCGCUUCAUGGAGAGGGAGCUGGUUCCCCCCAACGAGAUGGUAGCUUCUGAUGCCAGACAGAUGCACAUGGGAGCUCACCUGGGUCCACCUCUACCCCCACAUGCCAACGUCCUGCCUGGAAGAGGUUUCCCUGGUGCAUCUGGUUAUGGCUUCUUGCCCUCUGAGCCCAUGGAAACAGUUGCUCGGCGACAGGAGCUCAUUCACAAGCAAAAUAUAGCCAGAAUGGAGAUGAACGCCAUCCUGCAUCAGAAGGAGCUGGAGAACGCCCACCAGAAGGGACUUAUGGGAAUUGACAAUCCCAUGUCGUACCCUUCCAACCCCAUGGCGUUCAGAGGUCGUCAGCGCAUGCCAGAUAGCCACGAUGUCUUCGUCCACCGUCCCACUCUGGAUGAACUGCACUCCAACAGCAUGCUCAUGUCAGCCAGCCCGUACCCACCAAUCAGCACGCUGCACAGAGAGAGGGGACGCCGGGCCGGCAGGAGGCCCACCGCUCACAAGAGUGCAGAGAGCCACGUGGCCAACCUGAAGGGUCAAACUGAAGAUAAAAGUGUAGAGCAGAGCCCGGGAGCCACAUCAGGGGAAGAGAAAGAGGUGGAGACGAAGGGGGACAUGGGAGAGGAGUGUGCCACCAGCAAGAUGCACCAUCAGGCGAAAACAGACUCUGAGCUCGCCACAGGAAGCAGGAAGAACUACAAAGAGGGGGAGCCAGGGCUGCGUAAAGCCUGCGUAAACAGUCAGGAUGGUUGCUCAGAUGUGGCCAACAGCGGUGCAAACGAUAAAGACAUAUCCAGCCAAUGUUCAGCUUUCCAGGAGAAGUUCAUGUAUCCCUCUGCCGGUGGGGCGCUCACAGGCAUGCCUUACAUGUUCCCAGUCCCUGGAAAUGGUUUCCUUCCACCUGGUCCACCCAGUCUCUUUCAUAACGGUGACGAGGUGUCCGAAGACAUAAGGAAGUGGACAGUGAAUGAUGUUUACAACUUUAUCAACAGCAUACCCACGUGUUCAGAAUAUGCCCAGACGUUCAAGGACCACAUGAUUGAUGGCGAGACGCUGCCCCUCCUGUCAGAGGAGCAUCUGCUGGACACACUUGGGCUCAAGCUGGGACCAGCUCUUAAGAUCCGUUCACAGGUGUCCAGGCGUCUGGGCAACAUGUUGUACAUGAUGAACCUGCCACUCUCCGCCGCCACCCUGCAGUCUACUCCUGAGAAGACCGGGGACCGCUCACCAGAGAUCGGCUCCCCCGUUAACUGCAACAGCGAGGAGAUGAUGGCGAGUCCAAGAGACUCUGAUGUCCUCAAAUCCACAGAGCACCUUCACGAGACAGAAAACAACUCCCCUCCGUCUGCCAGCAGUGAGACGGCCUGAUGAGUGCCCAUAAUGUGGAUGCAAACCUCCUGAACUCCUGCUGCCACAGUGGUGGAUUUGUUUACGUAAUAAUUAACUGAAGAUGCUUUUUUUACUAUUUGCAACCUGCACAGGUUCACACUAGGUCCAGGUGUCUGCU
Molecule: messenger RNA, 1835 nt
Organism: Larimichthys crocea (large yellow croaker)
Lineage: Eukaryota; Metazoa; Chordata; Actinopteri; Sciaenidae
Gene: samd7
Product: sterile alpha motif domain containing 7
Exons: 9
Coding region: 122-1696 (524 amino acids)
Biological process (GO): negative regulation of DNA-templated transcription
Cellular component (GO): nucleus
Molecular function (GO): chromatin binding; histone binding
Source: RefSeq, a predicted model, not a curated record